CUUUUAAUUACACUGUGAGGCUACAUUUGCAAUAUUACUCUAUACCGGAAAGCGUUCCUUUCCGUAUAGCGAUGCGAAGAAGCAUCUAUCCGAUACAGAAUAUACAACUUUCAGAAGCUGAGCGAAACAGUAGCUCUCCGUUGCAAUAAUUCCUCCGAAAAUAGCGCUCCUAAAAGAUAUGGAUAGGUGUGUUUUCACGUCGCUACGGAAAGCUCUCCGAUAACAGUGUAAAUGUAGUCUAAAUCUCCGGAUAUGACGUCAUCAGAUGAAUUUUCGCUGCAAAGAACAAAGGAAAACUCAUUUGCAAUUCACCUAUUAAAUGACGUCAUUUCCGGAAACUUUGUGAUGAAACGAGGGUUUUUUUGCUAUUAAAGACAAGAUAUGACACAUACGAAAAUCGUAUUUUGGGCUUAGUCGCAUUUGAAAGAUUCUAAGAAAAUACGCUCGAGAAAAUCAGUUUGCAAUUACUUUCUAUGAAAAUGUUUAUACAAACUGCUUUAAGAUAUUCUGCAUUUCCAGGGAAUGGUCGAUCUUCUAAAUGUGUCUCUAACUCACGAGCAAGCAUGAAAACUCGUUCAAAAGUUUACGAAACCAGUGGGCCAACGAAUCCAACAGAUGGUCCAAAUGAUUCUAGGAAACGUCAACUAAGUAAUGCUGAUAUAGCUUCGACCGAAUCACACAUCACACCUAUGGUAUGUCAUAUGAGUUUGAGGGUCUGUUCCAUAGAAAUGUUAGAUAUAUGAGCCCAUAUACAUACCGAGAAACUCGCCUGAGUGAGUUCUGCAUGCCUCAUAUAAAAUUUUGUGUUCAUAUGAGAAACGAUCCUGGCUAGGUGAGAUCUCAUUCAAGUGGGAUAAAUUUUUCCAUACGAAGGCUCUAUCCCAUGCACCUGACCAGGAUCGACCUUUUUGCCCAUUUUGAUCAAUAAUAUAGUAUUGAAUGGGCAUAUGGUUGGAAAAUAGACCAAAUACAUUAAUAGACCUAAACAAAUAUUUCGAAGAAGACGCCAUGUUUACCGAUACUAUACCAUGCUCAUAUAAAAAUGCCCUAUAUGUAAGUUCCUUGAAUGUUUGCAUGGCCAAAAACCAAUAAUAUAUCGUUUUGGUUUGUGGAAACGCCUUGUAUGUUUAUUACUGCAUUAAGCUGCAUGUCGACCCGCGUAAGCCCGAAUCUUCAUCAGUGCUAAUAAGAUAUGACUUGUUUAAUUCACACGUCCCUUCGCGUCGUGUGUCGCAUCAGCCACGUCAUACCUGAAGGCCGUUUUCCACCAGGCGGAAUUUUCCGCGCGGAGCGGAAUUGCUCUUUGAGUUACAUGGUUCUAUAAUUAACGCGCGCGCGUGCAAGACAAGGGAAGUUAAUUUUGCGCAGUGAAGACAGCACGCCGCAUACUGCCGCUAGACUUUCCCUCUUGAUCUAUAGUAUUGUAUUUUAUGUGUGUAAUGGUAAAUUUACAGUUACAUAUGUAUGUGUAUAUAUAUAUAACCUAGGGUUAAACUUAUCGGCUUUCGAACACCGGUCAUUAUGAGUCCCCGGCCACUUAUCGAAACGGUGAUCGUUAGAUAGUAUACUUCAAAAUAAGGUUUCCGCCUUUAUAACGUAGAGAAAACUAUCCUAACACAAAACUAAACCCUAACCCUAAUACUAACCCUCGCCCUAACCCUAUUCUAACCCUAACCUAACCCUAACUUAUUUUAAAAAUUGAUAUAAAAACGGAAACCUUAUUUUGAAGUAUACUAUCUAGCAAUUGCCUUAUCGAAAGCUUUACUUAUCGAAAGCUUUGCAAUAUUAGAUAUACGCGGCGUUUUCCGCAAACCAGAUAUCUUAUUACAGUAUUAACAAAUUAAAUUAUAAUUUUGCUUGUUUGUUUUAAAAUGCGUGCAUUUGUUUUUACGUAAUGGACCGCCGAUCCAUUACGGGAAAAUAAUGGUGAAAGUGCUUCUCAGCCAAUCACAGUGCGUCAUUUCACCGGAAGUGAUGCUUGCCAUAUAAUAAAACUCAGUGAGGCCAGAGUAAAACGUGAAUGAGAGUUGAAAAGCGAGAGUUUGCAUGAGAGUUUUCUAAACUCUCGUAUAUGCCCGGUCAAAGGAUUGCAUGAGAGUUGAUGACUGGAUAUUACAGCGCGAUAGAGAAAACUCUUUCAACUCUCAUUAAAAUUUGAAACAGUUCAAAGUCAAUGAGAGUUGACGAGAGUGCACGAAAGUCGAUGCGAGUUGGCCAUAGAAAUAAUAGACAUAGAAUGCGCGCUGAUGACGAAUCAUGUCUCCACUUUUUCACCGUGCGUGCCCUUUUUUUGGAUGCGCCAUUUUGAAUUUUGGCCAGGAGUCUGGAGUCACCGCAGGAGUCUGGACCGAGUAAAAAUGCCCUUUUCAAUGCGACAUUUUGUGGACACAAAGUUUUGACUGAAGCGAGAUAGGAGCACGCAUUCUAUGUCUAUUAUUUCUAUGGAGUUGGCGGCGGUCAAAUGCGAGCGAGCGUUGCAAGUCUCAUCUUCGUUCCGCCGACGCUUAACAGUGAAGUAUAUAUUUCGUACGUCACAGGCAAAUAUUAAGUACAGCUUUUAUUACUAAUAUUCGCAGUGUAAUGAUUGUUAUGAUCAUGGCAAGGAAGCCUAAAAAACAGAAGCCUUGGGCUUAUAUCGUUUAAAGAAAAGCCGAAAGAUGUAAAUAUCUUGAAAUCCAAGAUAUGAGCUAAAAUUAGUGAUCUUGGAACUUGAGUAUCAGCAAAAUUGUGCUUUUGAUGAUAAAAUUUGGCAUAUAAUGGCAGGGUAUACUAAUAAUAAUAAUAAUGGAAACUUUAUUACUUUCUAUAAUAUUUAUAUACAAACUACAAUGAUAAACCUCUCUUUACAGGUAGUUUACCAGUGUCUACUUGAAUUAACACUCUACAUAAUAACAAUAUUAGUAUGACAUUAGUUGUGGGUUAUCCCACUCUUUGUUACGCUUACAGAAUAUAUAAUACGAGGACCUGAUACAUAUGUUAAUAAUUUUAUAAUAAUAAUAUUUAAAUUUAUAUUGCGCAAAUUAACAUGUUAUAGUAUAUGAUCAAAUGCGCGUAUACCAUAUAAGGACAUUUUUUGGCUAUAGAGGCAUUACAGAUUAGCUCUUGGUUGCCCGGCACAAAAUAUCUUAUAAAAAAGUGAAAUUUCAAAGUUCACAUUUAUCAGCAAAUAUCAGUUAUAUCGUUAGAAAGAUCGCAAAACAACUAUGUGAAGAACAUUUAAGCGGGUAGUACGGUUUUCCAAGCCUAUCCCCAACCUCGUCCCGAGGUAUUGACGGUCAAAAACCGUUUUUAGCAGGUUUAACCUGAGGGGCGGACCAUUAGAAAAGUGAUGGGGGGGGGACUUUUUCAACUUGUACGAAUAUUUUUAAAUUUGUUUGCUUGUGUCGAUAUUUUUUUUAAAUAUGAUCCCUUACACGAAUUUUUUUUAUUUCAACUUAUAAUUUUCCCUAUUGAAAAGAGUCUCUGCACGAAUUUUUUUUUCAAACUUUCUUAGUGCACGAAUUUUCUUUCUUUCUGUUUCCCCUGCUCGAUUUUUAUUUUUGCUUUUUCCCCCCCCCCCCAUCACUUUUCUAAUGAGCUCUCUAACCGAUAUAGGUGAUAUUUGCUAAAAGUGAACAUUGAAAUUUCACUUUUUAUAAGAUAGUACUUUAAUAGCUGGUAAAUGGUAUCAAGAAAAACCAAAUUUUGUGGCAACUAGGAGCUAAUCUGUAGUACCCCCUAUAGCCAAAAAUGUCCUUAGUGUAUAUACCUAACAUUAUGCCAAGUUGCAUGUGCUUUUAUCUUCAAACGCACAGACAAUUCCCAUUAUAGACUAAUUUUAAAACUAGGCAAGGAGAUGCAAAUAAAUCACCACAGCUAGUAAAAUAAAUCACACUAUUAGUAAAAUUACAAAUAAAUUACACAAUUAUUAAAAUUACAAAGUUUGGUUGCGAAAUGUUGUAAAAUGCGGAAAAUAUAGCCUUGCAAAGUUCGCAAAUUAUUGUAUUGCGUGCGGAAAUUGUUACCACAUUUGGGCCGAAAAUGCCGGGUAGCAAUUUCCGCACGCAAUAGCCAAUACAAAAGUAUACAAAAUUUGCAAACUUUGCAAGGCUAUAUUUUCCGCAUUUUACAACAUUUCGCAACCAAACUUUGUAAUUUUACUCAUUUGAGUAUGCUCUUUCUAGCUGUGGUGAUUUAUUUGCAUCUCCUUUCUAUGUAUUUUCCAACAAUCUGCCCCACUAUUAGGGACCAGUCAUUAUUUAUGGGGCACCGAAGAGGAAAGGGUUGGGUAAACAAAAUUUUGAGUGAGUAAAAGGUUGGCUAAAUGAAAAACCAAACAAUUCAACGGUUGGGUAAUAAAAGUUUGUUGCCAUUUCCGCAAAGAAUCACUCAUUCAAAUAUUGAAGACUAAAAAGCAAUGUCAACAGUCAUAUCAAUACAAUAUGUAAGUCAAUCAGAGUCCCUAUCUUGAACAUUUUCCGCUUUGUCAAGAGGCAAAUGGUGUCUCCAAAGAUAACAUGUGCAGACAACAUGAAAUUUUAGACUGCAGAAAAUUGCACAAGCAGUAAUCAAACUCAUGUUACAGAUUGAAGUGUUAAAGAUCAUGUGUAGCAACUGAUUGGUAUCCUUUUGUAAAGUUUUUGGCCAGGGGUGGGUAUUUACUUUUAAAUUGAUAUUUGAGGUUGGGUAAAAAUAUUUGUGACUUUACAAUUGUUGGGUCAGCAAAAUUUUUGCCAUGGAAAACAUUUCUCUUCCCCCCCCCCCCCCUCCCACGCCAUAAAUAAUGACCUGUCCCUUCGAAGAAAUGUGGGAAGCAAUGUCUUUCAAGUUGCGUGAACGAAGAUAACUAAACUUUGUUAAAUAACGAGACGUUUUCCAUGUUUUAGCUUGAUAAAGAUGCUUUAAGGUUGUUUGAUGGAACAGACCUAGCUGGUGAAAUAUUUUGUGAUGUAACAGACUUUACAAGGUACUAGAUAGUUGUAUUUUUUAGUGUUUGUAUUGAAUGAUACUUAAACACCUUUACACUAGGCUUAGUAUACAAGCUAUCUACAAAGAUAAUAAGAUAGAAUGGCUCAGUAUUUUUCGUACAAAAAUAUAGAAAACAAAACCAAAGCAAUAAUGCUUACAAGUUGGAAAGGUUUAAUUCAUUCAUUCAUUAUUUCAAUUUUAAUAGUUUUAUCUGGUUCUUCCAUCCAUAGCAUUGAGUUGUUCGCGACUGGAUAUUUUUAAACGGAACUGUAUAUUUUUAAACGAAGCUAUUUAUUUAAAUUAAUCUUAUUGUUGUUUACAGUUGUUGUUUGUGUGUGUGUUUAUCUGUAUAUAUGGAUGUAGGCCUAUAUGGAUUUUAAUGUAACUGAAUAUGUUUGGCUUAUAAACAAUGUUAGUGUUUUUUACUCCAAGUUAUUUUUUUACAUUUUAUUCAAUAAUAACGAGUAUUUUUAAAUGAACUUUUUACAAAACUAAUAAUUUAAUUAUAAUUUAAUACGUUUGUCACAAUAUUACAAUUAUUACAAAAACAUAACAUAACAUGCAUAAACAUAGUGACAGGAUUCCGUAACAGGAUAAAUCCCAACAUGUGUUUGUUUUUUUUUCUUUUACAAAAAGCGCUAGACUAUAUUGCUGAGGCUGUUUCCUUAGAAUUGCCGCUGGCCAAUCCAGCGCCAGUCCCGCAGCUGCCUCCACAAUACGGGUCCUCUUGGGAGAACAGUUAACAUAUAUUACUGAAUAGGGUUAUUUUAAUAAAUAAAGCUUUACUAACACUAUGCAUCUUCCCUAGUCCAAACCUGCUGGCCGCGUGGCAGCCAGGAGACUGGAAUCAGUGGAAUGAACCUCUCAAUUUCGACCUGUCGCCAUUGUCACCGCCAGUGACCCCCAGACCCCAGAACGAUACUCGACCACUGGACAUUCCUCCCUUCGAAACAUUUUACAAUUCUCUGCCGAGUGAAUCGACACUCCCGCUCGAGAACACGCAGUUAUUCGAAGAGCUCAUUUCGGGAAAGCGCUCAAAACGGGAGAUGUCGAAGAAAUGUCGAAAGGUUUAUGGUAUCGACAAUAAGAAGUCCUGGUGUACCCAGUGUAGAUGGAAGAAGGCCUGUACUCGAUUUAAUAGUUAAAUUACUUAUUAUUAUUAGCAUGACAAAAUUACUGGAUGCUGAUUGGUUGUACUGCAGUACAUUAAUUGUACUGCAGUACAAUUAAUGAUUUUCCCAAAACAAACAAAAUGGCGGAAAGCUAUUUUAAACACAAACGUGAAAUGAAAUUGCCCUAGAGGAACUAGAUGAAAAUACGAACAAUAGCACCGAAAUUCGCUUUAACAAAAGAACUAAAUGAAAAUACAAACAAAAGCACAAAAUUUUGGUUGAAUCAUGUCUGGCAGGACUGGGCUUUGGCGAGAGAAUAUGAUGUUGACUUUGAGAAGUAUCCAAUUUUGUCAUGCUAAUAAUAAACCAGUAAUCAUGCGAUGUUGCUCGUACAAUUAGGGAUUAAUAGUACUCGUGAUGUUUAGAAAUUUUGUCAAUUUGGACUCGCCCCAGCGGCUCGUCCAAUUUUGGCAAAAUUUCCAAACAUCACUCGUACUAUUAAUCCCUAAUUGUACUCACCAUCGCAUGAUUACCUAUAUUAAUUAAAACUCCACUGUGAUCCCACUGAUUUGAAAACUCCACACGUAAAAACGCACAAGUUGUAACAAACCUGAAGCAGACUUGUAGCAAUGCUGUUCCAACUGCUUGUCAACAGGUUGUGUUCGCACUGCUUGUUUCCAACUUGUUGACAAGUUGUCAACUUGUUACAAGGUUGUUGAACUCAACAGACUUGUUACAAGUUCUCCCAACAACUUGUUAUCGUCGUGCAGUUCACUACAAUUUAUCAACAAGUUGUGAGUGACAAGCUUCUAGCAGCUUGAUAAAAUAACAGCAUUUUGCAACUUGUCGACAAGCUUGCUACAAGCCUGUUGCGAACACAUCUUGUUACCCUGGUUUCAGGGUUUAUUUUUAUUAUUUCGUUGCGAGUGGGAGAGAAAAAAUAAACCUCUGGUUGAAAGCGGCAAUUGAUUCAUCGAGCCGCGCCAAUCAGUUUGAAUUAGGCUCAGAUCCUGACUCUGUCUCCUGAUUGGGUGAUUGUAUUAAAGCUCUCUGAUUGAUUCAAAUAAAACAUCUAUAACCAAUCAGAGAGCUUUAAUACAAUCAUCCAAUCAGGAGACAGAGUCAGGAUCUGAGCCUAAUUCAAACUGAUUGGCGCGGCUCGAUGAAUCAAUUGCCGCUUUCAACCAGAGGUUUAUUUUAAACCUCUGGAACCUGGCAACAUCUUGUUGACAAGUUGUGGGAUUUUUACGUGUGUAAAAGAAGAGGUUCUUACAGUUUCUUGUUAUCAGUGGGAAAGGGUAAACAUUGUCUGUUCAGUAUUAAUUUUGAGAUCAGUGGUUAGACCUAGUGAACUCGAUGUACAGGGUGUAUAAUGAAUGGACCUAUUCCCUAAUGAACAGAAUUUUGAUCUAGACAAAAAUUUCAUCACAUCUUGAAAGAGCAUCACAAAAUUAGUAAUAUUCCGAAGUUUCGUUGCGAAAUAUUGUAAAAUGCGGAUAAUAUAGCCCUGCGAAGUUUGCCGUUUUUCAGUCAUUUUGUAUUACGCACGCGGGAAAUUGAUACCGCUUUCUGAAAAAAGGUAUCAAUUUCCUGUGCGUAAUACAAAAUGACUGAAAAACGGCAAACUUCGCAGGGCUAUAUUAUCCGCAUUUUACAACAUUUCGCAACGAAACUUCGGAAUAUUACUAAUAUUGUGAUGCUCUUUCAAGCUGUGAUGAAAUCUUUGUCCAGACUUGUCUAGAUCAAAAUUUUGUUCAUCAGGGAAUAGGUUCACAGGUAAUCUAACUUUAACGUGCUCUUGUGUGCUCAAUAUUGAGUACGCAAAUGUUUGUAUCAUAUAUGAAUUUUGAACGUCUUAUAUUUUGUAAAUUACAGUAGUGGCAUUACGCUAGCCAGUAGUCUUGAAUUGUCUUGUCUCCAAGGAAUUUCCUUGGAUUCUUGAGGUCCGAAAAAUCAAGUAUUUCUUCAGUCCUAUACUUCCACUCGAGUGUGGAAUACGAAGUUUAGGGACCGGUCAUUAUUUCUGGUUGCACCGAAGAGAACUAAUGUUUUUCUCGAUAAAAAAUUUGCUCAUCCAACCAUUAUUCAUUAAAAAGUCCAAACAAAAUUUACCCAACCGUAAAUAUCAAUUAAAAAAUAAAUACCCACCCCUUGCCAAAAACUUUACAAAAGCAUACCAUUCAGUUGCCACACAUGGCCUGGCAUGAGUUUGAUAACUGCUUGUGCAAUUUUCUGCAGUCUAAAGUUUCAUGUUGUCUGCACAUGUACUUUCUUUGAAGAUACCAUUUGCCUCCUGACAAAUCGGAAAGAUAGUGACUCUGAUUGAUUUACACAUAUUAGUAUUGACAUGACUGCUUGACCAGGCAUUUCCCGCCAUAAAUAAUGACCGGUACGUUAUUUCGAGGAGUUGAUGGAGUUUAACUUUAAGUUGUUUAAUUAACGGUAAUUUAAACAUUCUUCAUGUAAAACCUUCCUAUGUAAAUUAACAAUUUAGGACAUGUAAAAUUAGUUUUAAAUAAAGAAGUGAAUAGUUCUGUAGUUGUAAUUGCAUGACUGUUGUUGUAUUUUAGAAUUUAAAAACUAGCGAUAUCAAAUGUAUAUUCAUAGAUGUAUAUUGCACCCGCCAUUAAAACUCGGAAA
Paramuricea clavata is the source of this 8699-nucleotide messenger RNA. Lineage: Eukaryota; Metazoa; Cnidaria; Anthozoa; Malacalcyonacea; Plexauridae. The record is from the annotation of a GenBank genome assembly.